AUGAGAGAUGGUGUGAGGUGGAGGAGAGAAGGUGUGGUGGUGUAUGUAGAGGAAAACAUGUAUUUGAGAAGAGAGAAAGUUGUAUUCUUUCUUCAUGAGCAGUUGCUCUUUUCUGUCCGCAUUGCUCUCAAUUUGAAAGGGCUUGAUUAUGAAUACAAGGCCAUUAAUCUGUUCAAAAACGAGCAAAGUCAUCCUGAGUAUUUGAAGAUGAAUCCUAUUGGGUAUGUGCCUGCCCUUGUGGAUGGUGACAUAGUACUUGCUGAUUCUUUUGCAAUCAUAUUGUACCUUGAAGAGAAGUACCCUCAGCAUCCUUUGUUACCUCGUGACCUUGUCAAAAAGGCAAUAAAUUAUCAGGUUGCAAAUAUUGUUGCUUCGAGCAUACAACCUCUUCUAGCAUUACCUGUUAUGAACUAUAUUGGAGAAAAUGUUGGUGAAGAUGUUUAUAAGCAUGCUGCAAAAGGUGUGACAACCGGU
This is a messenger RNA of Helianthus annuus (common sunflower), 474 nucleotides long. RefSeq names its product glutathione S-transferase 2-like. The annotation marks the transcript as partial. The transcript is spliced from 7 exons. Lineage: Eukaryota; Viridiplantae; Streptophyta; Magnoliopsida; Asterales; Asteraceae. Gene Ontology annotation, biological process: glutathione metabolic process; L-phenylalanine catabolic process. The record is from RefSeq and is a predicted model, not a curated record. Gene Ontology annotation, molecular function: glutathione transferase activity; maleylacetoacetate isomerase activity.